Dufourea novaeangliae is the source of this 1743-nucleotide messenger RNA. Its product is annotated as apyrase-like. Gene Ontology annotation, biological process: AMP catabolic process. The record is from RefSeq and is a predicted model, not a curated record. Gene Ontology annotation, molecular function: 5'-nucleotidase activity; metal ion binding; nucleotide binding. Gene Ontology annotation, cellular component: plasma membrane. NCBI's taxonomy places the organism in Eukaryota, Metazoa, Arthropoda, Insecta, Hymenoptera, Halictidae. The coding region runs from base 1 to 1635 and encodes 544 amino acids. The transcript has 11 exons.
AUGCAGACGAUUUGGCUGCUGUUUUUCCUGUUCCAAAUAUCCACUGGCUUCACCGGAAGAGGACUGUAUUACCCAGGACGAAAUGAUCUAUUCGAGCUGUCGGUGAUACACUUAAACGAUUUCCACGCGAGGUUCGAGCAAACGGGUCCAGAAUCCGGCACAUGUCACGCAGACAAGGAAAAGGAUUGCGUCGGCGGAAUAGCUCGCGUAUCAACGGCGGUGAAUCGAUUAAUCAAGGAGAGACCGAACCCAAUUUUUCUGAACGCCGGGGACCAUUUUCAGGGGACGCUAUGGUACAAUGUUCAUCGUUGGAACGUGACCGCGGUGUUCAUGAAUAUGUUACCGCACGAUGUUAUGACAAUAGGGAACCACGAAUUCGACAAUGGCGUAGCAGGUGUGGUGCCAUUUUUACAGAAUGUCAAGGCGCCGGUGGUAGUGACUAAUAUAGACGCAACCGAUGAACCAUCGAUGAAGGGUCUGUACAGGAACAGCACGAUCCUCGAUAGGAAUGGUACCAAGAUCGGGGUCAUCGGUGUCAUCUUAUCAACGACAAAUACAAUUUCUACUACUGGGAGAUUGAAGUUUCUGGACGAAGUGAAGACCGUGAACGACGAGGCACGACGUUUGAAGUCCCAGGGUGUGGACAUUAUUAUCGUUCUGAGCCAUUGUGGACUGGACGUGGAUAGAAAAAUGGCCGCGGAAUGUCCCCUGAUCGACGUGAUCGUCGGUGGACACUCGCACACGUUCCUUUAUACAGGUCCGCCACCCUUUAUCGACACCCCCGAGGACGAGUACCCAGUCGUGGUGGUUCAAGAAAACACGAAGCGAACGGUCCUGAUUGUUCAGGCGGCCGCGUUCACGAAGUAUCUGGGAAACCUGACGGUGUGGUUCGACGGGAAGGGCGAGGUGGUUGAUUGGGACGGAAAUCCGAUUCUUCUUGAUUACUCCAUCCAACAAGAUCCCGUGAUGUUGGAGGCUCUAAAGCCCUGGAAAGUGGCCGUCGACGAGAAAUCGUUGUCCGUAAUCGGUCGAUCGAGGGUUUACCUGAGCAAUGGGUGUCGUAAAAGUGAGUGCAACCUCGGCAAUUUGAUCACGGACGCGAUGGUGGAUUCUUACGUGGAGAAAGCAGAAAACGAGACUUUUUGGACGUAUGCUGCAGUCGCGUGUAUGAAUCCCGGAGGAAUACGUGCCCCCAUCGAAUCCAUGGGCAAAGACGUCACUUUCGGUGAUCUGAUGAUGGUUCAACCCUUCGAAAACACGUGGGACACCCUUGAGUUGCGUGGGAGUUGCAUCUUGAAAAUACUAGAAUUGAAUGGAAUUUUAGUGUGGUCCGGCUUAAAAGUGACAUAUAACGUCACUGGGAAUACCAGAACUGUGUUGGACGUAUUGAUAAGGUGUCGUGCUUGCGAAGUGCCAAGAUUCGAGAAGCUAGUGCACGAUGAAUGGUACAGGAUCGUGGUUCCAACUUUCCUGGUCACCGCUGGCGAUGGAUUCACGCCUUUCGAAACCUGCGGAAGGAAUCACCAAAUCGGUGACAUAGAUUCCGAACUAUUGGAAAAAUACAUGAAGAAGAUUAGCCCGAUUACAGUCGGAAUGGAUCGCAGAGUAGUGUUCCAAAAGGGGGACAAAGCGUAGUCGAUCAAAAGUCAUUAAGACUGACGAAGACUGACCAUAGUUAGACAACCAUCACAGACAAAAAUUAUACAUUCCCUUACUUUAUCGUGUUCCAAAACCUGGAACGAA